Suillus subalutaceus is the source of this 2578-nucleotide messenger RNA. RefSeq names its product P-loop containing nucleoside triphosphate hydrolase protein. The annotation marks the transcript as partial. Lineage: Eukaryota; Fungi; Basidiomycota; Agaricomycetes; Boletales; Suillaceae. The transcript has 8 exons. The record is from RefSeq and is a predicted model, not a curated record.
CGCCUUCAAUUGCUUACAGUUACACGCAUAUACAGCUCAAAGUUGUUUACGUCUACAAGUUGGAUACAAGAAGACGCUGAAAGGCGUUUGAAAGACUUGGAAUUCCAAGCACAACUAGUUAUUCUGAAGUCUGGGAUACUGGACACACAAAAGUACUCAUUUGUGCUUUGUUCUUGGAAGUUCAAGCACAGCCUAUAUGCGCGGUUCCCCGUCCCCCUUUCACUGCUGACUUGCUGUAAAGCGGCGUUACCAUUCAUUGACAGUAGACGCUCAUCCAGCAAUAAAUAGCUGUGGCAUUGGAACACGUUCCUACAUCCUCACUUUCAGCGCGUUGACAUCGUGCGCUUGUUCUCUCUGUCUUUUACAUCCAUGACCCACACAUUCUUCACUCUGCAACAGGACGUUUAUAAUGCCGAUCAUGAACCCAUAAUCGUUGAAGACGUUGACGAGAACAAUGUUUCUUCUCCAGCCUUGCAGCGUCUUAUCGACUCAGCUCAAAGCGCCGCCGUUGGGGUGGCAGCCACGUAUCGCCCCGACUGUACUCUCUCGUCUUUGGCAUUUGCCACGCUCACCAGAGCGCUCGUCGUCCACUUCUUUGCUACAAAGAAACAGAAUCUGCAGUACCAGCAGAAGAAGAAGAAGAAGAAGGGCCAGGAACAACACCCUCCGGUUUCCCGAGGACGCACCCUCAUACAAGACCAACUGCUGUGUGACCCUGACGUCCAAUUCUAUGGGUACAGGAUGGACAGGAUUGCACUUGGUCUCUACCUGGACCUCUCACUUCGGAUCAAUGCCGCAGUUGACAUUUUGUCGAUAUCUGGCAAAAAAGCCCGGCGCUCCCUCGAGGCAACUAUGAACGCCUUGGGCGGCGAGCUCUUACUCCAGAAGCAGAACGUGAAAAUUCUCUUUGCUCAUAGAGAAGGGAAUGCAACAACAAAUGAUGUGGCGCUCCAGGCUUGGGCAGCAUGUCGCACUGCUGCAUUUCCUCAUAUGGCGCCUAGAUUUGAUAUCCUACCUCGACUCGCCACAGACACGAUACCCGAUGCUCACCUGAGUGACCUGGCAAAGAUUUCUCGUGACGCUGAAGUUUUGGAGUCUUUGAAACCAACGAAAGUCGUCAACAACGUCACAGAUGGCUUAAGCAUCACCAAAGCCGGUAAUCUCCACCUCGAGUGCACUCGCUUCAGAACGCGUAUCAUGAAAAACAGAGAUCAAGUCAUCCACAUCGAAACGCAGAAUGCAGGUCGGGUGUCAACGAUCACUGGUCGCGCACAGCAAAUAGAUGGAAGACAGGCUUUUAUCAACGUCAAUGGCGUACAGGCUUCGGGAAAGGUCCUCCGUGUGACCACUAUUGGGAAAGAAGAUUUGACAGCCGCUGAAUCAGCCAGAGAAUCUGUAGUGCUAAAGGCGCUUCAAAGCACCAUCGCGUUGACCCAUUGUCCGUUCUUCUGUAGUAUCUGGGCACCGUCAUCAAAGAUCUCAUGGCCGCCUGUAACCGAGGGUGCUUCCAGCACUUCAUUCGUUUAUGAUCCGAGCGGUACAUUGAACCAUUCGCAAUAUGAAGCAGUGGAGCGAAUUCUUUCGCAAGCAGACAGUGAUCGUGUAUUGCUUAUUCAGGGUCCUCCUGGCACUGGAAAAACAACAGUCAUAGCAGCCAGUGUCGACAGUAUCGUCAGGACUGGGCACAAGGAUCGCACAGUUUGGCUCGUGGCACAGUCGAACGUCGCUGUCAAGAAUAUCGCAGAAAAGCUUGACAAGGCUGGCUUCCGCGAAUUCAAGCUUCUAGUAUCCAAAGACUUCCAUUAUGACUGGUUUGUUGCACUUUCUUCACAUCUCUGUUAUACUGAAUUUUCGUGUUGCAGGCACGAACACCUGUACGAGAGACUGGAACAUUGUUUUAUACGAUCCGACCAGUUAAUAAAUAUUGGGGCUGUUGCCGUUGAGCGGCUUUUGAUCGACGCACCCACAAAAACAAAAACAAGAGUCAUACUUUGCACAACGAGUAUGCUGUCCAAUCCUCAUAUCAGUGAAAUUGCACUUCAAGUCCCGGUUGAGACCGUGAUAUUCGACGAGGCGAGUCAAAUCGAAGUGGGAGACUAUCUGCCGCUGCUUCAGCGUUUCCAGCCCACCCUCCGAAAGAUGGUGUUCAUCGGUGAUGACAGACAACUGGCGCCAUUUGGUCAAGAUGACGUCGGGAAUCUACGAAGUGUUUUUGAGUUCCCGCACCUUCGAAGGCGGGCACACUUUCUAGAUACCCAGUACCGUAUGCCACUCGUUAUUGGCCGCUUCAUUUCCCGUCAUGUAUACGAUCACAAGUUGAUGACCGUGCACGACAACAACAACAAGGCAGCAUGUCGUUUCUUGGAUGUCAAAAGGGGCCAGGAGCAGAAAGCGGGAAAGAGUUGGGAACCACAAGAGAUAUCCGUGGUUAUCCACCUCGCCCGUAUAUAUCACGGGCAGGGGAAGCAGUUCAGGAUUAUCACCCCGUAUGAUGGUCAGAGGUCUACGAUAGAAAAGCAGCUUGAAUUAGCGAAGCUUCCAUGGGAAGACAAGUGCUUCAACGUGGACUCCUUCCAAG